AUGUUGUGUGUGGAUGCGGUCCACCGUGAUGUUUUAGUUGCCAAACGCCUUGCAGCAUCCUCGGAGACCCCUGCGCUUGGGAGACCCACGCUACCCCUCGCAUCGGGUUCUCUCCCUAUCACGGUGAGUGAUCCGUUGCCGCAUUCGAAUGGAACGAUAGUGGUCACGAUUUGUCUUGAGCGCGCUUUUGCAGGCAACAGGCAAGCGAACCCACACCCCGCAUCCGUUAUAGUGCGUAUGGAGUGGGAAGUUUUCUUCAGCGUCGCGUACCCUAAAGAGCCCUGCGUGUGGCGGCUGGUGGAUGGGCUUCCAGCACAAAGCAGCACGGAUGUCGACUAUCGGGUCGUCCGCCUCCAGUCAUUUCUGAUGGAGGAGGUGCUGUCGCGCCUGCCAAAGGCAAAAAAAACGUACCUCGCUGCGUACGUGGGGGAAGCAGGUAGUGGUGGUGGUGCCACGUAUCACCGCUCAUCACGGGGUGACACCGCAACAUUGCGGUCUCAAACGGAAUUAUCGACAGGCACCACCUUAGCGGAAAUGUAUCCAGGCCUGGGCAGCGGCGGCAGAAACAACAACAAUAACAAAAAGAGGCAAAAUAGCAGCAGCUGUUCUAAACAAGACAAUAGCCAUAACAAUGGCAACAAUAGCAAUAGUAACAAGGGCGCCGUCGGAGUUGUCGUGUCGCCAUUUUUAUCCGAUUUUGCAUUUCUCUGUAGUUGGUGGGCUGCACUGGAGCUCGAUGUGGGUUGCAUCAUUUCAGAGCGUCAGAAUUUUAUACUUCGCAACAUCUCCAGUGGGAGUAUGGUCUUACUAGAGGAAGAUGCGGGUAGUCGCAGUUACAUCCGACAAGGUCGUGGGGUGCAUUUUCUGGAUGAGGUCGGGGGAAACAGAGUGCAAAAUCCUGGACGUGGGUUCGCGGCUGUCUUCAUGCCCCGUGGCGAUGUAGUCGCAUGGGGACUGCGGCAGCUUCCACAAAUUGCAAAGAAAAAAAAGGAAGAGGCGAAGAGCAACACGGUCACUGGCACGGCAAAUCCCUCAAUAUUGGGAACAGCGUCCCAUGAAAUGGUACCACAAAGAUGUGGGGGAAGCUGGAGCGGGUAUUGCACGGGCUACAUGGAGACAUCUGGACGGCCUGGGUAUCAUAAUCAAGAUGAUCAGUACCACUUGCAAAGCCGACGCGCACAGCAAGCGCUUCGAAUUACCUCGGUCCGAAGCGACAUGGCUGGAGCGGUGCUACCUUCUCUGCUGGUUUCGAGUAACAUUUUGCGGACAGGAGUCUACGAACUGAAUGACAUCUGUCUUUAUGCAAAUGACCCAUCUGUGGCUUUGUGUCAGAAUGCCCUGAUUUUGCGGGAGGGAAAGGCGCUCAAAGAUGUCUCAAAUGCAUUUCUAAUGUUGCGCCAUUUAAUAAAAGGGGUAUCGCCGCAUGCACCUUCGCGGUAUGCAUUGCAGCUGCUAGCUCCCGCGUUACAUGAGCUUGUAAAGAGCAUGCAGGAGCAAAGGAAGCCGUUUUGGGCGGGGGUAGCUCUCUGCUGCGUGUUAUUGCCGGCGAUCCUAAACGACCGACCCAUGCCGUUUGAAAUCACCGCUCAUUUGAUUGACCCCGUGGAGUGUUAUCGUUGUGUAUCGAUAGUUGCUAUGAUAUUUUCCACGGUAGGGGCGACCAACAAGUUUCGUGAGGCAGAACUAACAAGGAGCGCCAUUCUUAGCGCAUACCGUUGUAAAAAGCCACCCAUGUCUCUCAUCAGGAAAAGUGUGGAUUGUGAGGAAUCUAAGAGCAACAGUGGCAAAAUCCCACCUGUGUACCAAAUACCUAUCACCGAAUGUGCCGUCUGCGGGAUGCCUUUGCUGCGGGACACAAGACGGGGAAAUGGCACCGCCACCGGUAAUCCGUUCAACACGGGCCUUGGAAGUGGUGAUGAUGCGGUCCCGGCCUCCGCAAGAAAAGACGGCUGUAUCAUUGUUCAGUGUGUUCGCUGUGGACACGGAGGCCACGUUGCGCAUAUUCUUGCUUGGUGGAACGAUAAGAACGUUCGCUGCUGUCCCAAAGGAUGUGACUGUCUCUGCAUUUACUGA
This is a messenger RNA of Trypanosoma cruzi, 2073 nucleotides long. RefSeq lists its product as uncharacterized. The transcript has a single exon. Bases 1 to 2073 code for a protein of 690 amino acids. Lineage: Eukaryota; Euglenozoa; Kinetoplastea; Trypanosomatida; Trypanosomatidae. The record is from RefSeq and is a predicted model, not a curated record.